Molecule: messenger RNA, 1666 nt
Organism: Linum trigynum
Lineage: Eukaryota; Viridiplantae; Streptophyta; Magnoliopsida; Malpighiales; Linaceae
Source: the annotation of a GenBank genome assembly
AUUGUGUAAAACAAUAGUGACUACAUAAAAAGUUUACCAACCGGCAGGCGACAAUUCGAACACCUCACUAAAACGGUGUCUCUCUUGCUAUCGAACUGUUUCUUUUUCUUCUUCUGAUCUUCUCCCUGCUGCCUGCUCCUUACCCCCAAAAUUUCCCCAGGUUCUUCGCCGGGAAAACCAAUAUAGCAUCUCAGAAACAGCGAAAGAGAGAAGCAUGGAUCAAUUCGGUGGAGGAAUGGGAGGAGGGGGAGGGUGGACGAUGAUCCCAAACAUGACUGCUCACGCGAAUUCCCCCGCGCAUUCGAAUCAAGACCAGUACUUCCUCCAUCAGCAACCUACGCCACCGCCGCCGCAGCAACAGCAAUUCAAUCAGUUUCAGCAGCAGUCGCCGCAACAAUUAGUCCAGCAGCCAUUCAAUCAACAACAAUUUCAGCAGCAAUCGCCGCAACAAUUAGUCCAGCAGCCACCACCAUCACAACAACAGUUUCAGCCGCUGCAGUCGCCGCCGCAGCGUUUGAUUCAACAGCAGACCCCGCCGCAGCCUCCGCCGCAGCAAUCGCUGGCAUCCCAUUUCCGCCUUUCCCCUCUGGUGGAGAAAUUGGCUGAUGCUAUUGAGAAUGGGACUCGAGAUCAGCACUCUGAUGCUUUGGUUAACGAGUUGAACAUUCACUUUGAGAAGUGCCAGCAGCUGUUGAACUCCAUAUCCAGCUCAAUCAGCUCCAAGUCUAUGACUGUUGAAGGACAGAAGAAAAAGCUGGAAGAAACUGAGCAGUUGCUUAAUCAACGAAGCGACUUGAUUGGCAACUACAAAAACUCUGUUGAAGACCUUAUCAAUUCUGAUCCGUGACUGCUUCGUACCCGCUGAUACCAAACAAACAAAGGUACGAGAUGGAACAUUUUGUUCAUUUUUGGAAAUGAGAUGCUUUAGGAUGAUGUAUUGAAGAAUGAAUGAAUGAUGGUUGCCUCCAAUUUCUUGAACCAAAUGCUGCCUGCGGAAUGGUGAACGAUAUAUAAUCUCUUCCCUGUUGUCAAUGGCUCUUCCAUUUUCUCACUCUUUAGGUUUGAUUUGCAGGUGAUGCCAUAAGAUGAGCAUUUUUCCAUGAACUAACCUAGUGUCCAACCAAAGGAGGAAGGCAGUUGUGUUUCCUAUUCCCUUACAACGGUUAAAGAGCCACCAGGGAUCAGUUUGUUUCGGUUAGUAGUAAACAGGAGUUCUGACUAUAUGGAAAUGUAGAGCGUAGAUGAAAUCCUGUAGAACUUUCAUUUUCGUGUGUAGUGACGGUAACUUGUAGCUUUGCUCAAGAAGUAGAUGACAUUCUACAUUAUUAUACAUGUUCUGGUAGUCACUGAUGUUGAUGGAUGCUCGUUUGACAAUGAUUGGCAUCGACUCAUAUUAUCGAAUAGGGAAAUCUAGUUUUGCCAAAAUCAUAAGAGAAGACUGCUAUAAGAGUCUAUUACAGGCAGAUAGAAUUGAUGUAUAAAAACCAGUGUUUGUGAAGAAUGAACUCUGGGCACAUGAUUCUCUCUUUUGGUUUGAUCGAGUGAUUGGUAAGGGUGUGGGCAUUAUUUGGUCCGAUCUGGUAUUAGGUUGGAUUGAUAUAAGAGUCAUAGAAAUUGAAGAAAAUUUGAGAAAAUUUGAGCAUUGGAAUAAAAUGUCACAUUUCGA